Theobroma cacao (cacao) is the source of this 1664-nucleotide messenger RNA. It is a transcript of the gene PTP1, whose product is annotated as protein tyrosine phosphatase 1. Gene Ontology annotation, molecular function: protein tyrosine phosphatase activity. Lineage: Eukaryota; Viridiplantae; Streptophyta; Magnoliopsida; Malvales; Malvaceae. The record is from RefSeq and is a predicted model, not a curated record. Gene Ontology annotation, biological process: protein dephosphorylation.
GGAAAUGCUGAGAUUAUGAUUAACUAAUUAUAGCCACCAUCAGAUUAUUCGGAUCCCCUCCAUCAAACUCCGAAUCAUUUCUCUGAUUCCCCCCCAAAUACCAAACCGAAUCCAUUCCUUUACCCUACAACGGGUAACCUCAUUUCCAAUUGCGUUUCUCCAAAGCGGAAACCGGCCAUGGCCGCCGCCCCUAAUCCUCGCUCCUCCUCUUCUAACCCUCCUCCUCCGAACCGUUUCGUCUUCUCCGCCGAUUAUCCGCCCCGAGUCUCGCUCACUCCCAGUCAAUUCAACUACUGCUCUCAGGCUCUCAAAUUGUUUUCCGAAAAGCUCCUGAUGCCCCACGAAAUUACCCGAGAGUUCGCUCGCUUGCAGGCAAAUAGGAUUAGACCUUCGGAGAUGGCGAGGAGCUGUACAGUGGGUCUUAACAGUGUAAAUUUGAACAAGAAUCGAUACUCUGAUGUUGUACCAUUUGACAAAAAUAGAGUUGUUCUUAACUCAUGUAAAGAUUACAGACCAGCUGCAAAGGGUUAUAUCAAUGCCAGCUUCAUCACGACUUCUUCGUCAGAGAACAUUUCUCAGUUUAUAGCCACACAGGGUCCAAUACCACAUACCUAUGAAGACUUCUGGGAGAUGGUGAUCCAACGUCAUUGCCCUGUCAUUGUGAUGCUUACUCGGUUGGUUGACAAUUAUAAGGUGGUAAAGUGUGGAGAUUACUUUCAAGUAGAAGGUGUUCCUAGACAAUUUGGUAAUAUCUGUAUCGAUACAAAAUGGAUACAAGCAACAGACACCUCAUUACUGCUACGCAGCUUGGAAGUAAAUUAUAGCGAGUCAGAGGACCCUCCGGUAUCGGUUUUGCACAUUCAAUAUCCUGAAUGGCCUGACCAUGGAGUUCCUGUAGACACACUUGCUGUCCGUGAAAUCUUGAAAAGGGUACUAAAAGUACCACCAAAUCUUGGCCCUAUAGUGGUGCAUUGCAGUGCAGGUAUUGGGAGAACUGGAACAUACUGUGCAAUUCAUAACACAAUCCAGAGAAUCCUUGUUGGGGACAUGUCUGCGUUGGACCUUGCUAAUACCGUAUCUACGUUUAGGUCUCAGCGUAUUGGAAUGGUUCAAACCAUGGAUCAAUAUAUUUUCUGCUACAAAGCGAUUGUUGAUGAAUUAAGAGACCUCGUCUCAGAGUUCAGCAGUGAAUACAGUUCAAAAUGCUAGAUUUCUCCCAACUAAAGCUGAUUCUGAUUCAGCAACGAGAAGCACAGCAUUUGCUUAUUUCUCUUAAGUUGGAGAAAUGCAUAUUUAAUGAUACUUCCUCUAUAUCCAUCUGUUUCUAAAGCAUCUUGGGGUUACAUGGCAUCCUGGAAAUAAAGAAUACUUCUAAUCAAUUACUUCAGUUGAGCUUAGUUUCAAGGUUGCAGCAGUUGCCAAAUUUAGGAAUAUGGACAGAAACUGUUUUACCCACCCUUGACUCCAUUCCAGAACCAGGUUGCAUAUGGAAAGGGCCUGUUUGUUCCUAUAUCUCUCGUCUUUAUGAUGGAUUAAUGAUAAUUUGAACAAGGUUAUGUAUUUCCAAACCCAGUCUUUUAUUUGUGGACUUUAUUUGUUGAUCAAGUAUUUGUAUAUUAAUGAUACUUGUAUUUGUCAAUGUUAAUUUCAUACACGUUGCAACA